GAAAGUAAAUUAUAUAAAAGUGAGACAGAGGAAGUACUAAUACACCAAAAAAGUAUGAGGAGAUUAUUUUACCAUUAACGAGGGGUCUUCAGUAUGAACCUUGGGUAUAAAAAAAAAAUUAUUAGGAGCAUAGCCACUGAAUAAAUAUUACCAUGUGCUAUUUAAAUUUAGUCGAAAUUAUAAUUUGGGGUAUUAAAAAAAAAAAGACACCAAGAAAGUAGAAACCAGACCAUAUGUCUAUCCUUUCUUCUUUUGACUUGUGACCAUCCUUUAAAUUUUUUCUUUUAAUCCCAACUUCACAUUUAAAUGUUAUUGUCUUCUUACUAGCUACAACAACAAUCCCAAAGAUUUAGCCUUUUAUAUCCUUCCAAUUUACUCUAACUAAACAAACAUGGCAAUUGAUAUGAUUUUUGAAAUUACAAGUCCAAGAAUCUCUUUCUCAUCAGAUGAACAAGUCAUAGAUUUGCAACAUUAUCAAUCAGAUUCAAAUCCUGAAUUCGAUUUCUGUAUUAGCACCAAUAUCGCUAAUACAGAAACUUGUUCAGCAGAUGAACUCUUCUUAAAUGGAUUAAUUCGUCCUCUUCAACUACAACAAAAACAAAAACUUGUCACAUUAUCUAAUUCUCCUCCUAUUCCAGCUCCACCAAUUGCAAAUCAAAAUGUAAUCUCGAAACACAUUAGUGUUGAUGAUAAUCAAAACAAGUCGUUUUGGCGUAUUAGGAGAAGUACUAGUCUUCAUGGAAAUAAGAAAAGUUCAUUUUGGUCGUUGCAACGCAGUAAUUCAACUGGAUCAAAGAGUUUUUCAGUUAAAGAAAAUCAGAAACAUAAGAAGAAUAUAAUGAAUCCUUCUUCUGCAGUUAGUUUAUACUCAUCAGCAUCACAAAAGCCUCCAUUGAGAAAGAAUUAUAGUAAUGGGAUUUGCAUUAAUCCUGUUUUGAAUGUAGCACCUUAUACUUUUAUUCCAAAAGCUACCGCUAAUCUCUUUGGUUUAGGAUCAUUCUUUGCCAAUGGAAAAGAUAAGAAGAGUAAGAAAUGAUUUUUUUUGUGUGUGUCAAUAUUUUGUACUUGCCUUUCUUUUUUGUUCUUUAUAAAUUAUUAUUAUUGAAAUCCAUCACGUAAAUUAGGUCUAUAAAUGUUUCGUUUAAUUUGAUUUCAGCUUGUAUUUAUACUUUUAAAUUUUUGUUGUGUAUUAGUAAGUA
Messenger RNA from Solanum lycopersicum (tomato), 1199 nucleotides. RefSeq lists its product as uncharacterized. The record is from RefSeq and is a predicted model, not a curated record. NCBI's taxonomy places the organism in Eukaryota, Viridiplantae, Streptophyta, Magnoliopsida, Solanales, Solanaceae.